Molecule: messenger RNA, 5843 nt
Organism: Tupaia belangeri chinensis (Chinese tree shrew)
Lineage: Eukaryota; Metazoa; Chordata; Mammalia; Scandentia; Tupaiidae
Gene: PFAS
Product: phosphoribosylformylglycinamidine synthase
Exons: 27
Coding region: 29-4045 (1338 amino acids)
Biological process (GO): 'de novo' IMP biosynthetic process
Cellular component (GO): cytoplasm
Molecular function (GO): phosphoribosylformylglycinamidine synthase activity
Source: RefSeq, a predicted model, not a curated record
AAUUCAUCAGUAAAGGACACUUGCAGAGAUGGCCCCAGUUCUUCACUUCUAUGUCCGUCCCUCUGGCCAUGAGGGGGCAGCCUCUGGACACAUUCAAAGAAAACUUAAAGGGAAACUGCCAGGGCUACAGGGCAUCGAGACCGAACUGUGCUACAACGUGAACUGGACAGCUCAGGUCCUCCCAAAUGCGGAGGAGAUGAAGAAACUGAUGUGGCUGUUUGGCUGCCCUUUGUUGCUGGAUGAUGUUGCUCAGAAGUCCUGGCUCCUUCCCGGCUCCAGUGACCUGCUGCUGGAGGUUGGCCCCAGGCUGAACUUCUCCACGCCAACCUCCACCAACAUCGUGUCAGUGUGCCAGGCCGCUGGACUAGACACUGUGGAUCGUGUAGAGAUUACCCGGCGCUACCAGCUCUCGUUUGCCCACCCUCCUCCCGCUGAGGUGGAGGCCAUUGCUCUGGCUGUCCUUCAUGACCGGAUGACGGAGCAGCACUUCCGCUAUCCCAUCCAGACUUUCUCCCCUGAGAGCACCCCAGCACCCCUCAAUGGUCCUAUCAACAUAUUGACUGAGGGCCGGCCUGCUCUGGAAAAAGCCAACCGAGAGCUAGGUCUGGCCCUAGACUCCUGGGACCUGGAUUUCUACACCAAGCGCUUCCAGGAAAUGCAGCGGAACCCCAGCACCGUGGAGGCCUUCGAUUUGGCUCAGUCCAAUAGCGAGCACAGCCGACACUGGUUCUUCAAGGGCAAGCUCCACGUGGAUGGGCAAAAGCUGGCACACUCUCUGUUCGAGUCUAUCAUGAGCACCCAGACAUCUUCAAAUCCCAACAAUAUACUCAAGUUCUGUGACAACAGCAGUGCGAUCCAGGGCAAGGAAGUCCGAUUCCUACAGCCUGAGGACCCCACACGGCCAAGUUCCUUCCGGCAACAGCAUGGGCUGAGACAUGUUGUCUUCACAGCAGAGACUCACAAUUUCCCCACAGGAGUAGCCCCCUUCAGCGGUGCGACCACGGGCACAGGGGGCCGGAUCCGAGAUGUCCAGUGCACAGGCCGCGGGGCUCACGUGGUGGCUGGCACUGCCGGCUAUUGCUUUGGAAACCUGCACAUCCCAGAUUACAGUCUGCCCUGGGAGGACCCGAGCUUCCAGUAUCCUGAGAAUUUUGCACAGCCUCUGGAGGUCGCCAUUGAGGCCAGUAAUGGGGCUUCUGACUACGGCAACAAGUUCGGGGAACCAGUGCUGGCCGGCUUCGCCCGCUCCUUCGGCCUUCAGCUCCCAAAUGGCCAGCGGCGUGAGUGGAUUAAACCCAUCAUGUUUAGUGGGGGCAUUGGGUCCAUGGAAGCUGAUCAUGUGUGCAAAGAGCCCCCAGAGCCAGGCAUGGCAGUUGUGAAGGUUGGGGGUCCUGUCUACAGGAUUGGAGUUGGGGGUGGAGCUGCUUCAUCUGUCCAGGUGCAGGGAGACAAUGCCAGUGAACUGGACUUUGGGGCCGUGCAGCGGGGAGACCCGGAGAUGGAACAGAAGAUGAACCGCGUGAUCCGAGCUUGUGUGGAGGCCCCCAGGGGAAACCCCAUCUGCAGCCUCCAUGACCAGGGCGCCGGUGGCAAUGGCAAUGUCCUGAAGGAGCUGAGUGACCCAGCAGGAGCCAUCAUUUACACCAGCCGCUUCCAGCUGGGAGACCCGACCCUGAAUGCCCUAGAAAUAUGGGGGGCCGAGUACCAGGAGUCAAAUGCCCUUCUGCUGAGGCCUCCCGACCAGGACUUCCUCAGUCGUGUCAGUGCCCGGGAGCGCUGCCCUGCCUGCUUUGUUGGCACCAUCACUGGAGACAGGAGAAUAGUGCUGGUGGAUGAUCGGGAAUGUCCUGUGGGAAGAAACGGCCAGGGGGAUGCCCCCCUGACACCUCCUCCAACCCCUGUGGACCUGGAGCUUGACUGGGUGCUGGGCAAGAUGCCUCAGAAGGAGUUCUUCCUCCAAAGGGAGCCCCCUCUGCUGCAGCCUCUGGCCUUGCCUUCAGAUCUGACCGUGCGCCAGGCCCUGGAGCGGGUUCUAAGGCUGCCCGCUGUGGCCAGCAAGCGUUACCUCACCAACAAGGUGGACCGCUCCGUAGGUGGCCUGGUGGCCCAGCAGCAGUGUGUUGGGCCCCUGCACACUCCUCUGGCAGAUGUAGCAGUUGUGGCACUGAGUCACCAGGAGCUCGUAGGGGCUGCCACAGCCCUGGGAGAGCAGCCAGUCAAGAGCCUGCUGGACCCCAAGGUUGCCGCUCGACUGGCUGUGGCUGAAGCCCUCACCAACCUAGUGUUUGCUCUGGUCACUGACCUCCGGGACGUGAAGUGCAGUGGGAACUGGAUGUGGGCUGCCAAGCUCCCAGGGGAGGGCGCGGCUCUGGCCGAUGCCUGUGAGGCUAUGGUGGCAGUGAUGGCAGCCCUGGGUGUGGCGGUGGAUGGAGGCAAGGACUCCCUCAGCAUGGCUGCCCGGGUUGGCACGGAGACUGUGCGUGCUCCCGGGUCGCUGGUCAUCUCCACCUAUGCUGUCUGUCCAGACAUCACGGCCACUGUGACUCCAGACCUCAAGUGUCCUGGAGGGAGAGGCCAUCUCCUCUAUGUGCCUCUGAGCCCUGGGCAGCACCGGCUCGGGGGCACGGCUUUGGCCCAGUGCUUCUCCCAGCUCGGGGAGCUGCCUCCUGACCUAGACUUUCCCGACAACCUGGUGCGUGCCUUCAGCAUCACCCAGGGGCUGCUGAAAGACCACCUCCUCUGCUCAGGCCACGACGUCAGCGAUGGAGGCCUUGUCACCUGCUUGCUGGAGAUGGCCUUUGCUGGGAAUUGUGGGAUAGAGGUGGAUGUGCCUGCCCCUGGGGUCGACGCACUGCCUGUGCUGUUUGCCGAGGAGCCAGGCCUGGUGCUAGAGGUACAGGAGGCAGACCUGGCCCAAGUGCUGACACGCUACCGGGGUGCCGGCCUCCAGUGCCUGGAGCUGGGUCACACAGGCGCCGCUGGGCCCCACGCCAUGGUCCAGCUCUCAGUGAAUGGGGCUGUGGUUCUGGAAGAGCCUGUUGGGCAGCUGCGAGCCCUCUGGGAGGAGACGAGUUUCCAGCUGGACCGGCUGCAGGCAGAGCCGCGCUGUGUGGCAGAGGAGGAGCAAGGCCUACGGGAACGGAUGGGGCCCAGCUACUGCCUGCCCCCCACCUUCCCUCAAGCCUCGGUGCCCCGUGAGCCUGGUGGUCCCAUCCCCCGAGUCGCCAUCUUGCGAGAAGAGGGCAGCAAUGGAGACCGGGAGAUGGCUGAUGCCUUCCACUUGGCUGGGUUUGAGGUGUGGGAUGUGACCAUGCAGGAUCUCUGCUCUGGAGCAGUCAGGCUCGACACAUUCCGUGGUGUGGCCUUUGUGGGCGGCUUUAGCUAUGCGGACGUCCUGGGCUCUGCCAAAGGGUGGGCAGCUGCUGUCACCUUUCAUCCACAGGCAGGGGCUGAACUGAGGCGCUUCCGGAAACGACCAGACACCUUCAGCCUGGGCGUGUGUAAUGGCUGUCAGCUGCUGGCUCUGCUGGGCUGGGUGGGAGGUGACCCCAGCGAGGAGGCAGCAGAGACAGACCCUGACUCCUGGCCAGCCCGGCCUGGCCUCCUGCUUCGCCACAACCUGUCUGGGCGUUAUGAGUCUCGCUGGGCUAGCGUGCGUGUAGGGCCUGGGCCGGCCCUGAUGCUGCGAGGGAUGGAGGGUGCCGUGCUGCCCGUGUGGAGCGCCCAUGGGGAAGGUUACAUGGCAUUUUCUUCUCCUGAACUCCAAGCCCAGAUUGAGGCCAAGGGCUUGGCUCCGCUACACUGGGCAGAUGAUGAUGGAAACCCCACAGAACAGUACCCGCUAAAUCCCAAUGGGUCACCAGGGGGCGUGGCUGGUGUCUGCUCCCAUGAUGGUCGCCACCUGGCUCUCAUGCCUCACCCUGAGCGGGCCGUGAGGCCUUGGCAGUGGGCUUGGCGGCCCCCACCAUUUGACACUCUGACCACCUCACCCUGGCUGCAGCUCUUCAUCAAUGCCCGAAACUGGAUCCGGGAAGGAGGCUGCUGAGGGGGCCAGGGAGGCUCACCUGGCCUAUAGUUUGUCUGAAUGUCUGCCACCCUCUCCCCAAUCAUCUUCAGGAGCACCCAAUAUUAUUUCCAGAAGUAUCUUGGAACUUUUAAAGAGCAAAAUGCCACAGAAAACAGACAAACAGAAACUCAGAUGAUUCGGUCACCUGCCCGCUUUUGCCUCAUGUUGCUGGGUCUGUGUACCCUUCUGCUCUAACAUGGACUGCCUUUCUCCAGGCCCAGAAAGCAGCAUGUGCUUCAGAGACAAGAGCCCACAGUAGAAAGGUAGGGUGCAGGCUGUGGAGAGGGGGUUCCAUUGACCAACCUCAUUUAGUGACCACUUAUCCUCAUUUCCCUUAUCUGGGCUCUCAGGGAUGUUGUAGGCCUCUCUUCUCAUCACUGAGGUUUAGGGGAUGGGUGGGACACAUGAAAGCACGCAGGUCAGCCCUUUCCUCCUCACUGUUCUCAUCUGAGGAAUAGCAGGAGCUUUCUGGAUUCCAUUAAAUGCUGUGUUGUGCUAAAUGUAAGGAGUUCCUGCUUGCAGGAGUUUCCUUGGCUGUCUCUGGGCUGGCCUGGUGCUGGCCUCUGAACUCAGUAUUCCUGAUUAUUUGCUUCUAAUUUAGCAGCUCCCUUUCUGACAGAAGUGGUUAGCACCGUCAUCCCUAGAGUAACCCUUAAUAUAUUGGAGUACUACUUCUUCCUUCAUUCCAUUGAUGUUCCUUGACUAGCUAUUUGAGUACUAUUACUGCCCCAGGAAGUUGAUGGUGUAAUAGAAUCUAAACUAGCUAUAGGUAGCAUUUACCUCUAGCUAAGCAGGUGCUAGGCAUUUUAUAUGUAUCAAAAUUAAUUAAUUCUUGGGACUAGCAGUUGGCAUAAUGACUAUGUCACAGGACUCCCAUGUAGUCGACCGCUGUUCGAGUCCCAGACCUGGUGGCUUAAACUCACGCUGGGUACGUGUGUGUGCAUGCCCAAGAUCCCAAGAGGAGAACUAAGGAGAAGGGAUAGGGUCACACAGCUUGUGAGGGACAGCUUUGAGGACAUUGUUGUCAUACUUGGGACACCUGCCUUCCACUGUCCUUUAGUCACAUAACCAAGAAGCAGUGUUACCGAGAUUUCUUGCUGACAGUUGUCUUGAGUCAUCCAUUGUUUUUUCUCCUUCAUAUCCUCUCAUGGAUGUGUGUAGAGGUCACUUCCUUAAGACUCCUUUUGUACAACUUAUUUGGCUCCCUGAAAAUGUCCAGCGUCUUUAUUAAAAGAGUUUGCCUGAAAAUGGAGACUCGAAUCUCAAAUUCCUGAGGGCUUCAGGGUCUGGAGUAGGAGGAGGGAGGCCAAAAACUUGUGCUUUUAAACAGGGAAUGGUGAUUCUAAGAAAUUGAUAAUGAGGCAAUAUUGGCUGUGAUUAUGGAGAAAAAUGUCCAGAUCGUUUUCUCAUUGCCUUUCAGAGUGACCUGCCUUGAGGAGUGUGGGACUAGUAAGGAUCUUUUUUGGUUGUUUAAUUCAUGCUAAAAUGUAUGUAUACACAUGUGAGAGAGAAGCAACUCCCCCACAGGGUCUGGGGAGUGGCCACUCCACCAUACCCUUCUUGCUUCCCUCCAUCCCAUUGGAUCAUCGGUACUCAAUGUGCCUGGCAAGGUUGACUGGGCCAGGGCUUCAAACCACAGUGCCAUGGAGCCAGCCCAUAGCAAGGAUCGUAUUUGGUAUUUGAGCAUGACAUUCCCUCCUGAUGCUAGGAAGAUUUAUACACACCCCCACACAUAUAUGGCCAGCAGCUGGUGUGGUUAAGGUGCUGGAUCCCACAU